This is a messenger RNA of Tetranychus urticae (two-spotted spider mite), 3430 nucleotides long. RefSeq lists its product as uncharacterized. NCBI's taxonomy places the organism in Eukaryota, Metazoa, Arthropoda, Arachnida, Trombidiformes, Tetranychidae. Gene Ontology annotation, biological process: cell differentiation; positive regulation of transcription by RNA polymerase II. The record is from RefSeq and is a predicted model, not a curated record. Gene Ontology annotation, molecular function: protein dimerization activity; histone deacetylase binding; RNA polymerase II cis-regulatory region sequence-specific DNA binding.
CACAUAUAUCUGUGUACAUUUCAUCAAUCGUAAGACCUCUCUAUUUUAUGUUUAUUUCACCAAAUGCGUUAAAAUUGUUAUAAUCGACGUUAUAAUCGUUCUCUCGAAAAAUUAUGAUAUCAUCAUCUAUUAUAAUCUAUUGUUCAUCUUUUCAAAUAAUCUAUAAAUGUGUAUAAAAUCUGUGUUUACAUCAAAUUUUCAAAUCAAUUCAGUGAUUGGAGCCUAAACACUGGUUACAUCAUUUUCAUUUUAUACAUUAAAUGAGAGUCUAGGAAAAAAAAUAAUAUUUAAUAUUUUACCUCAAUUGACUAUUGACUAUUGACUAGUGUGAAUCUUCAACUUGUGACCUUUAUUGUUUGUUAACAAUUUACAAAUUUAAUUUGUUUAUAAAUAUCAACCAUCAACAACCAAACAAACCAAUUAACUACAGGACCAGUUUUCAUCAUCUCUGUAAUUAUCAAAGGUUAACCCAUUGGUUGUACUUUGAGUUUUUACUUAUUAUAGAGAUUUAACCAUCACAUCAUCUCACUGUCAUCAUCUUCAUCAUCACCAUCAUCAUCGGCACCAGUAUCAUCAUUAAUACAGUUAUAUAUUGAUAACAGAAGCAACAACAACAACAUUAAACUAACUGGAACAUUAACAGUAAUAAAUAACCAACAAUAAUAUUAUAUAAUGGGACGCAAAAAAAUUCAAAUUUCAAGGAUUACAGAUGAACGUAAUCGUCAGGUCACAUUUACCAAAAGGAAGUUUGGUUUGAUGAAAAAAGCUUAUGAGCUUAGUGUAUUGUGUGACUGUGAGAUCGCUCUCAUCAUUUUUAAUAGCACAAAUAAAUUAUUUCAAUAUGCCAGCACCGAUAUGGACAAAGUGCUCCUUAAAUAUACCGAGUACAAUGAGCCCCAUGAAAGCCGGACCAACAGCGAUAUUGUAGAGACUUUGAACAAGAAAGAGCAUAAAAAUUCGGCCAAUGGUUGCGACAGUCCUGAGCCUGAUGAGGCCAGUUACACCAUGAACCAAAGGAGCGAGCAAAAUUACAACAAAAUCAGUGAGCAAUACGAAAUGAUGCUUCAGAGGAAUCCAGCCCAUAUCAAUGGAAACAGGUCCCAGCCUUCAUCAUCUCGAUUAUCACCAGUGCCAGUUACAGUAGCUUUAAAUUCAUCGCCAUAUCCAAAUCAGGAUUCUAGUCUACUUCAACCAGCUCAGUUAUCACCUCAACCAGCUUCAAUCAGUCCUCGGCCAAGUUCCUCAGGUGCAAUGUUAGACAUGACCAGUGGCUCAUCAAAUGGUUUUCACCAUCAGCCCUGUUCACCCUCUUCACUAUCAGGUGAAUCAAGUUCACCCAAUUCAAUUGUUUGUAUUAAAGGAAACGUUUCACCAAACCUGACACCAGCCAAUAGCACAUCAGUUAUACCCACCAAUGUUACCCUUCACCAUCAUCAUAACAACAACAAUCACACCAACAACCAUCAUAACCAUCACCACCACAACCACCAAUUAACGGCCAAAGGUGGAGGCAGUGGGGUGACUGGCAAUGGAAGUGGCAGUGGAUCUGCUGCAAACUUAACCUCACCAACAUCACCUUUACCAAGUGGACAGUCCAAUAACAGUUUAAGCACAACAACAUCCAGAGGCAAUAUACGUGUUGUCAUACCCAAUACUCAUGUUGCUAUGGCAUCACGUAAUGGUACGCUUCUUAACUCAGCAAUUUCAUCCUCAGCAACGGCAAUGUCGGCUUAUUCGUCCUCCAUUUCAUCUUUUGGUUCCAAUGGUUUUCAAUUAAAUAAUUCAGAUAUGGAUAUUUCGACGUUCAAUUCAUCGGGUUUACUUCAAAAUUGGCCACAUCAAAAUCAACUGUCCUCAAGUAUAAACCAUGGAAGUCCUCCAAGUACGAGUGUUAAUCCACCUCAAUUAUCAGUUAGCACUGUAAGCACCCCACCCCCAUCAACCUCACCCUCAUCAGUUAAAGUUAAAAGUGAACCAAUAUCACCACCACGGGAUCUUUCCCACCAGGGUCACUCAGUUUCGGGUAACCUUGUAAGGCCCUCAUCAAACACACCAAGCCAUUUAUCGCCUGGUCAUCCACCGUUAACACCGUCAACCUCUUCAUCGCCUGAUCCAUCCUGCAGCUCCGAUUACGAAGGUCCAAUACAGAAAAGAUUGCGAGUUCCCAAUGAUGGUAAUUGGCCGGCUUGACAAUGUUUAAUUUAAUCAAAUGAAUCAAAAUUUAUAAAAAAAAAAUACCAGAACCAGAAGCAAACCAACAACAACAACACCAACAUCAACCAAAAUUAAUCAACAAAUCAAUAUCAAGUGGAAACCAUCUUUGAAGCAAGUAAAUAGUUAAAGGAAUUGCUGAAUUGAAAGGCAAAAAUACAUUUCAAUGUAUUUUGUUACCCAAAAAAAAUUUUACAUGAAAACCCAAAAGUCACCCAAAUUGAUGAUUAAAAUGUUGUUGGACAAUUUUAGACUUAUGAUGAAAGAUUAUUAGCAAUUUGUUAAUAACGUUGACUUGGAUAAUACAUAAUUAAUUUGAUUUAAGAUGAUGAUAACUCUAUUUUUAAUUAAAUCACCCAACCACCAAAAUCAAAUUCAACAAUAAAUACAAAAUGGACGAAACCAUCAUCAAAAUAUAUUUAAAGACACCAGAAUCAACUCUUUCUUUCUCUCUCUCUCUCUCUCUCUCUCUUCUAACAAAUCAAAUCAACUCAAAAAUAAGAAGUUUAUUAUUAUUAUUAAUAUUAUUAUUAUUAUAUUAUUAUUAUAUUAUUAUUAACUAGUUGACUAUUGACGAGACAAGUUAAAAAAAAUACUAAAUCGACAAAAACAAGCAUUGAUUGGAAAUGCACACAACAUUCACUUACACAUAAACCUUCAAUACAAGUGACAUUGAUCAUCAACAUCAUCAUCCUCAACAUCAUCUCAUCUCAUCAUCAUCAUCAUCAUCAUCAUCUUGAAUAUAUCAUCUGUGUAUCUUCACUCAAUAACUGUAAUAACUUGAUCAACUCAAAGAGAGGGGGAGAGAGAGACAUCAAUGGAUAAUUUUUUGUUUUACUUUUCAUUAUUGUUAUUUCACACUCUCUGCCUUUGGUCUUCAUCAUCUUCUGGUUCAUCAAGAUGAUAUGUGAUCUUAUUGUUUUUGUUUUUGAAAUUUUUUUUCUUUCAUUUGUAAAAACUCAAACCAUCAACAUGAAGUUAUAACCACAACCACCAGCAACACCACAAGAAGCAUCACCAUCAAUGGCAGAUAUGAAUAACAAUUGCACAAGUUUACAUCUCUAUCCUGUUCAAUCUUAAUGUGUCUCUAUCUAUUGUUUUGUCCGUGAAAAACACACACACACACAAUUGGUCAAGAAAAGAUGUUAAUGUUAAUAAUAAUAUAUAAUACACAAUCCCUUGUUGCCUCUAAUAAAUAAAGAAAUGGAUUAAUUCAGUA